Colletotrichum aenigma is the source of this 321-nucleotide messenger RNA. RefSeq lists its product as uncharacterized. The record is from RefSeq and is a predicted model, not a curated record. Bases 1 to 321 code for a protein of 106 amino acids. Lineage: Eukaryota; Fungi; Ascomycota; Sordariomycetes; Glomerellales; Glomerellaceae. The transcript has a single exon.
AUGAAGAACAGGCUCUGCCGUCCAAUUCCGCAUCCGGAUCAGGAUUUCGACUGGUUGGUCAUGACAUGCCUGAAUUUCGAGAACACCAUGCGGUGGCACGCGCAGCCCGAAACCGUAAAGUGGCUUUCCCAGGCUCGUCUAGACUGGGUCGGGGCCAUCUUAGCAACUGCCAGUACCGAUGGUGACUCUGCGACAGACCAGGACCCGAUGCAGGCUAUAGCUCUGAAGAUCUAUGCCGCGUGCGAGAAGCUCAAGGAUUUACUUGCUGAGCUUCCGCCGAAGGAUGCGGAACGGGUCAAAGCGCAAAUCAUUGACGCGUAA